Messenger RNA from Rangifer tarandus platyrhynchus (Svalbard reindeer), 678 nucleotides. NCBI's taxonomy places the organism in Eukaryota, Metazoa, Chordata, Mammalia, Artiodactyla, Cervidae. The record is from the annotation of a GenBank genome assembly.
AUGUCGGAAACCGCUCCUGCUGAGACGGCCGUCCCGGCGCCGGUGGAAAAAUCGCCUGCCAAGAAGAAAGCAACCAAGAAGGCCGCCAGCGGCGGGGCGGCGAAGCGCAAGGCUACCGGGCCCCCAGUUUCCGAGCUGAUCACUAAGGCUGUCGCUGCCUCCAAAGAGCGCAAUGGCCUUUCUUUGGCUGCGCUCAAGAAGGCGCUGGCAGCCGGCGGCUACGAUGUGGAGAAGAACAAUAGCCGCAUCAAGCUGGGUCUCAAGAGCCUGGUGAGCAAGGGCACCUUGGUGCAGACGAAGGGCACCGGGGCUUCCGGCUCUUUCAAGCUCAACAAGAAGGCGGCUGCCGGGGAAGCCAAGCCCAAGACGAAGAAGGCGGGGUCUGCUAAAGCCAAGAAACCCGCAGGGGCAACUCCUAAGAAGCCCAAGAAGGCUGCGGGAGCGAAGAAAGCCGUUAAGAAGACGCCUAAGAAGGCGAAAAAGCCCGCGGCCUCUGGCGUCAAAGUGGCCAAGAGCCCCAAGAAGGCCAAAACUGCGGCAAAGCCAAAGAAGGCUGCUAAGAGCCCCGCGAAGCCCAAGGCAGUGAAGCCAAAGGCAGCGAAACCUAAAACCUCCAAGCCUAAGGCAGCAAAACCCAAAGCUGCAAAGGCGAAGAAGGCGGCUCCUAAGAAGAAGUAG